UUUAUUUUAAAGUUUCAACCAAUUAAUGCAAAUGGUUCAUAUUUUGGUCCACCAAAUUAUUGUACAUCAUUUUUUACAAGUGGCAUAUGGAUGGGUUUAACAUCAAGUUUACUUUGUUUAGGUAUAUUAUUAUUUGGCAUUUAUCGUAUGAUGAGUAUUAAAUCGAAUGAUCGAUUUGAUGAUCCAAAAGGAAAACCCUUAAUUAUCAAAGCACAAGAAUGA
Molecule: messenger RNA, 222 nt
Organism: Rotaria sordida
Lineage: Eukaryota; Metazoa; Rotifera; Eurotatoria; Philodinida; Philodinidae
Source: the annotation of a GenBank genome assembly